This is a messenger RNA of Thelazia callipaeda (thelaziosis nematode), 1542 nucleotides long. NCBI's taxonomy places the organism in Eukaryota, Metazoa, Nematoda, Chromadorea, Rhabditida, Thelaziidae. The record is from the annotation of a GenBank genome assembly.
AUGGUAAAGUUAUUUUCAAGGAAUUUAAAGUUUUUAUUACAUCCACCAUCUUCUUCUUUUUAUUUUUGGACGAGUGAUUUAGCUCAUCAAGAAAACAAAUUGCAAGCAGUAGAGGGCCAUUUGUCUUCGGAAUCUUCUGAUGUCAAGUUUUUCUGUAAAAAACGUUUAAGUCUCCUCUCCAAGCAUUACGUGUCAACAAAUGGUGCUGACACUCAUCUGUUAAAAAGUGUCGAUGAAAAACAUGUAAAUAAUUCAUCUAGUUUGGCUCAGGAUAAAGAUAUGGUACAGGAAAGGACGUGCUCUACACGUACAACGUCAUCCCAGGGCAGUUCAGCAACUGCAAAUGAUGCCGGUGAAAAGACUUCUGCAUCAGUUAGCCGCUCAUUGCUAAGGCAUACAUUUCGUGCGGAAAAUUCUUCAACUUCAGCCGCUGUCAAACAUACUGAUAGCAACAAAAUUAUUGCUGACAGAGAAGGUGAAGUAGCUGGCUUGGCUCAGUGUCGUAUUUUCACUCCGCUCGAUCAACGACGAAUUACUUCAAGCCAGUCAGCGUUUGCAUUAUCGUCCACAUCGUCACUUUCAACACAAGGUGUCCAUCAGGAUUCCAUGCAUUCAGACAUUUCUGUUGCUAACUGUUCGUUCUCAAAGCGAAACCGGUUCACUGAACAUCUGAAUCAGCAAUUUCCUGCCCCACUGCUCCGAACCUUUAAACCAGGUCGUUCUAUCAUUGACAUCGUUGAUCAGGAAAAAAUGCAGAAGUUGACCAGUGCAAAUUAUUGCUUGCCUGCGAACUCGAAACCAGUUGUAAAACCAAAACCUUUGGGAUUAAGACGUGAGCGCAGUGAUUUGACAGAUGUUUAUGGUUCACAUAUCGUUGCUCACUACAGCGAGCAUGGAACAAGUGCUGAUAUUACGAAUGGUAACAAUGAUGGUAAUAGCAUUCGACGGGCUUUGGUACCACCAUCUGCCUGUCUCGAUGAAAAUGUCUUGCGUAAAUGCCUGGAAGAAUUAAAAAGGAAAAGACAAGAUGGCAUGGCCCUAACUUCCGAAGAAGGUUCAGGAGCACAUCAACAGUUUUCCCAACGCAACCAUCGUAGGGAAGCAAAUGAAAGUGAUUUGGGCAGUGUAAAUAUUGUUUUAAGGGCACGAUCCGGUGAGAGUUAUCGAACAGAUCAGCGUCGUUUAUCAGUUCCUGAUUUGGUAGAUCUGCAGCAUUUAUCGUCGAACAGUGUUGGCAGUGGAGUUACAGCGACAGCUAAAGCAUUGACGUCAAAGUUCGGUCGAAAUCCUGGAACGGGAGAACUGCAGACAAUAAAUGAAGGUUUGGUGAGUCCGUUAGUACGAUGCAAACAGUACGUAAAAGAUGUACAAAAAAAUGAUGUUGCAAACGAUUGGUGUAGUGCUGGUUUUUCGCAGAAGCCUUCACCGCCUCAUAAGAAGUUGCCAAAGCAAGCUGAGCAAAAAUCUGUAAGGAAUGAUAAUUUGCGAUCUGUGGAGCAAAUGUUUUCUAGGAAGUUAGUCACGCUUUCAUCCAGUUUUUGA